Bombus huntii is the source of this 5191-nucleotide messenger RNA. RefSeq names its product mRNA decay activator protein ZFP36L2-A (gene Tis11). Bases 1087 to 2280 code for a protein of 397 amino acids. Gene Ontology annotation, molecular function: mRNA binding; metal ion binding. The record is from RefSeq and is a predicted model, not a curated record. Lineage: Eukaryota; Metazoa; Arthropoda; Insecta; Hymenoptera; Apidae. The transcript has 2 exons.
UGUAUUCGAUUGGAGCUUCGUUUUAAUCGAGAUUCAUUGGCAGAAACAUAUUUGGAGUGCUGGUGGUGGUGGUGGUGGCGGCGAUGAAGAGGCGUGGGCGGGGGGGUUGAAGGGAGAGAAGCAGUAAACACUGUUGGGUAACGAUGGUUCUAAAAACAGCCAUGCUACUAGGUAUCCCGAAACUACCCUAAAUUUCCACCAAUGAGAAAGAACAGGAUAAAGAGGGAGAAGAACUCGGAGGGAUUUGAAAAUCGCGGAUCAAGGGGUUGUUGAUACCGAGAGAAAGAGGGAGAGAUGUUUGCAUGAUUGGCCUGAGGAGUCGGCGCGGUUGCCAAAUCUCCGGCGACAGUGACGCAAAGAUGGUGGGGACGGGUAGCAAUGACGCGUGGUCUGAUUGGUGGAGCUCGCGGUGCCGCCUUUCGAGUCUCACGGAGCGUCGCGCGGUCGCACGGAUCCGCAGUUCGCAUUCGGAGGCCUUGCGAGCUACAUCUUUUCGAGAAGAAAAAGAAAGAUUGGACGGGUUCGUCAAAUUUCCCCCUCCACGGGAAUCGCGAUAAAGAGUCUUCGAUUCGAAAAAGUGCCAAGUUUCUCUCGCAAAUACUCUUUCUCCGUCGCUGGUACACUACGACACAUACACACACGCACGCACACGUACACGUACACGUACAGGGUCACACAACCCAUAUAUACGUAAUCGUCUUUCGUUUUCACGGUGAUCUCUACACGUGACACAAACUGAGCAUCGAAGAGGCUCCAAGGCGAAAGAGCGGCGUGUUGCUUGCUGUUCGAAGCGAGAGGAGAUAUUCGUCGAUCGUUCCAAUUUCUUUGUCAGCCUGUUUGUACGCUGAGAGAGUCGAAACGGGUGUGCUUCCAAUGUAAAUCCACAAGAACGUAUCGUCGGAGUGGCAGUUUUUGUGUUCUCAAAGUUGAUACGUACAAACGCGGCUUCUUCUUAACUAUUAACCGGCUACCGUGCUACGACACGCACGCUGUUCUGCUCUGAAAGAAGAAGAAGGCUAGUCACGGCCGGAUCGCGACUACGUUAUAACCUAACUCCAGUGUGUUUUUGUGCGAAAACGAGGGAAAAUGUCGACUGCCGUCAUGAGCACCCCUAUGUUCGUCGAGUGUAGCGAGCACUUAUUUAAGAACAGUCCCGCAAAGACGAAGGAGCCAACCUCGACAUCAACGACGAGUACCUCGGGCAACGGUUCAGCCGGGAAUAAUGGCGGACACGCGCCUCUUCGCCGUAGCUACACGUCCCUGGUGACAACCCUGAUCGAACAACAUCGUAAACUAGAUCGCAGCGCGAGCGAGCCAACGUCUCGUUAUAAAACGGAGCUGUGCAGGCCAUUCGAGGAAAGCGGCACCUGCAAAUAUGGCGACAAGUGUCAGUUCGCUCACGGUUACAGCGAGCUACGGAAUCUCGCCCGGCAUCCGAAAUACAAGACCGAGCUGUGCCGCACGUUCCACACGAUCGGUUUCUGUCCGUACGGACCCCGUUGCCAUUUCAUUCACAACUUCGAGGAGGCUCGAAUUCACAAUCAAAAGGUGAGCGCGCAACUAGGAUCCACGCAACCGAACAUACUGGGCUUGAAUCCUAUUCUAAGCGCUGCAGCAGCGGCAGCCGCAGCCGCAGCCGCCGGUGGAAAUACCUGCAGUGGCUCGAACGUCAAUCCGACGACGAUCAGCAGCGUCGCUCUGCUCGAACAGAUCGCGGCCUCGCCUCAGGUAGCGGCAGUGGCGGCCGCAGCGACCCCCAACCUCAUGAGAGCCAAUUCCUUGAGCCUGUGUAGUACCACCAAUGCCUACAAUCCACCGCCAUUGCUCAGAACCAACUCGUUGAGUCUAACGACUAGCCAACACCACCACCACCACCACCACCACCAUCAUCAUCAUCAGACUAGCUCGACGACCGCUAGCUCGUCGGUGAUCGGCGCCACCAGGCCCAAGCCGACCUUUUCUCUCGGCAGUACCGGAGACUCGGUUUCCCCGUCGUCCAGCCUCAGUCAGUCGCCGACCAACUCUAUGGCGAGUUUCUUCGGCGACGACAGCAAUCAGCAAGCGUCCGUUACCUCGCCGUUCAGCUUCGGCCAGGAUUUCGGGCUCCUUGCCACGAGACGAAGUCCCAGCCCUCGAACCAACAGCGUGUGCAGUCCUUUGAGCACCGAGGAGCCCACGCCGAGAACACCGUCCCCGCUCUCACCGAACGCCGAGUCCAGACUGCCAGUUUUCAAUAGGAUCAGCAACACCCUCGCCGACUUUGAGAAUCUUAAGAUCUAAGGGAUUUCUCCUCUGGGUCCUUCGACUUCCUUUGGUAUAUUCUAUUUUCCUAACGUUGUUUCUGAUAAAUGUGUACGUCAACGUUUUAAAGAUCAGAGUAAGGACAGAGAAAGAGAGAGAGAGAGAGAGUGAGAGAGAGAGAGAGAGAGAGAGAGAGAAAGAGAGAGAGACGAUAAAGAGCGUUGGACCCAAAGCACACGCGUUAAUUUAUAUAUAUAUCGACCGAGAAGACAAGCGAAUAUUUAGGGAGAGGGGACGGACUCCUCCACCGACUCAAAGAGGUUUUUCCUUUUCUCUUUUCUUGUUUUUAACAUUUGAACUAUAUUUCUCGCGUCAGACGGGCCUUCCUCUCCAUCGUACUCGGCUUCUUAUUUAAGCGUUUCUCGUUCUUUAAACUGUCAUUUCUAAUUAUGAUCACACUAUUAUUAUUAUUAUAUAAUUAUAUUAUAUAUAUAUAAUAUUAUGUCAGUAUAUUAUAUUAUCAUCGCUACAAUUAAUAUUAAUAACGUUAUCAGUAAUAUCACUAGCGAAUCUUGAAUAUCGCUGUUAAUUCUAACCGCAUUAGUAGCGUCAGUCACUUUGUGACUCCGACUACAGGUCCGUUUCCAUCUUUUUUUCUCUUCUUUACUUUAGGUUUACGCUCGUUUAGUGGAAAGGUCGAGAUGGUAUCAGCCCGGAUGUCCCGACCUGCUCGUGAGAAUCCUUGGAUGAUUCAACCGUGGAAAAGGAGAAAGAUAGAGAAAAGAAAAAGAGAAGCGCAAAGAUCCGGGAGCGAGGAUAGCGUGAACGUAAGAAUAUGCAGAAACGAAAAGGCGGCGAUGGGAGCGAAAAUGUACCGGAAGAACGAGUCCAAGUUUCUACCGAAUUCUGACUUGGCUCGAGCAAGUUGUUCUUUGAUCUCCUUUGGACUCGCGCAGCCCCAUCUCACUCGGCAUCUCCGCUUUCAAUGGCCGAUCCUCGCCUUUGUCCUUGCUCCUCCGUUUUGUUGCUUGGUUCACGCGAGGAUUCUCGCAACAACGAGGCGUUUUUCCAUCCGGGGCAGGUGAAAUGUUGCAAUAUUCCAAACCAACUCGUUCGUUUUUUUAAAUAAUUCCUGGAUUUCUUCUUGCGAAAAAGCGGCAGGGGAAAGUAGACUUUUGAGAGUGAAAGGAAGGCGAGUUCGAGUCGCACGGGAGAAAUAACUGAAAGCAAAACAGAUGGAGAGGAAGAUAUAUAUAUAUAUACAUAUAUACACACAUAUAUAUAUAUAUAUUUAUAUAUGCGUGUGUGUGUGUGUGUGUGUGUGUGUGUAUGUGUGUAUGCAAAUAUGUGUAUGUGUAUAUAUACACACACACGUAUGAACAGGAGUAAAACGUGUCGCGUUGGUGUUGGGUUUAGGUGAUGAAGCGCACGAGAUCACAAUCAAAGAUCAUGCUAUGCAAAUUAAGUGGCUUAGAAACUCCGAUUGUCUUCCAACGAGCAAGUAAGAGUGUGUUUGUGUGUCAGUGUGAGUGUACAAUCUCGUGAUAUUACGAAGUAACCUAGACAGAGUGGAAGAGAGAAAGAGAGAGAGAGAGAGAGAGAGAGAGAGAAAGAGAGAGAGAGAGAGAGAGAUCGAAUGGUGAGAGCAAGAAGCAAGCAAAAGGAAGAUAAUGAGAGAAAGUGAUGCUUUAGUGUGUGUAUGUGUGUGCGUGUCAUGGGUGCGCGUGUACGUGCGAACGAAAGAACGUGCUCAUUUAACAAUAAGUUAUACGAAAAUAGAUAUUUUUAUAGACGAGAAUUCGUCAGGGCUUUCAAUCGUUUUACGCGUUCAAGGUGAACUUUGUACGAGAGACGCUGUACGCCAACGAGAGGUUGACAACUGAUUUAUACGUUCCCCGAGAAAAAAGAUUUCUGUCUUUGGAAUAACGUUCUAUCCUGAGACGAAAAUAUCCUCUAAUGGAAUUUCUUACCAGCAUCAGAGUUACUUUUAUAAUUUUCUUUUUAAUCGAUUUUUAAACAUUUUAUCCAUCUAAAGACGUUCUUGAUUCUUUUUCAUUUUCUAGUUUAUUGGACCGAAGAAGCAUUAUCGGACGUACGUCAUAGCUUGGUUGAAAAUUUUGGUUUUUCCAUCUUCUUGUUUGUUUUCUUUCACGUUCUCGGUUAAUCGAUCGAUCAAAAGUUCGAAAAGAACAAAUAAAAAAGUCUAUUUUUACCGACUUUCCAAAGCUAAGACAAUCGAGUAAUUGUAAGAAAUUUUAAUGGCAAAAGAGAGCCAAUUCUUUCCACGACCAACUCGUACCAAAAGCAAAUAUUGGUAAACCUAUUUCUUUCUCUAACGUACCAUGAAACGAAUUCGCUCUAGCUUUAGCUCGACAGGACAAUAUGCCCUCUCUGUUCCUCCCUCUCGUUCAAACUCUAUACGAUAAUUGCUGAUAUUUGCAUUGCGAUAGCUACAUAUCACUUCUCUUUUUUUAUGGGAAAGGACAAUGUGUAUAUAUAUACCGCGAAGUGGACCCGAUUACUCCUUCCGCUUCCCGUCGUUCGCCCUCUCCUUUCAACAUCUGGGCCUCGACCGCGAUAAAAGCAUUAACAUUAUGGAGAAAAGGAAAAGCAAUUGUAUUACGAAGAGAGCGAACGGAGAGAACAUAUAGGUAGAUGGAGCGAAAGCGACAGUGAGCUUAGGGCAAUGAGGCGGCGUAAUUUCCAGAGUGCUUCCGUCUGCCAGCAAAUAAUCACUUUUCGCGUUAAGAUCGUUCAAAGCGUCGUUUCGAGAAAGUGGAACGACGAACCGACUAGCUCGUCGGUGUAUAUUUUCGUUUGUCUUAUUUUUUAUUUUCGUUUCUUUUUCAAAUAUCGCCAAUGGAUUUCUUGGCGUAAAAAGCGCGUUACCCCUACGAGAAUGUCGAGAGAACAACGUUGAGCAAUACGAAAAAAAAAAAAAAAAAAGAAA